AUGAAAACAACGCCCGAUCAAAUGGCCUGCAAAAAGGGUGAAGCUUUCCCACGUGGAUCAACACAUGGCACGGCCCGGAAGACUGUCGAAAUUUUACCCGCAGCGCAACUUCUUGAACGGCUCCUUCUCGAGUAUCGAGAACAUCAUCUCUCCAGUAGUCACCUAGCCCCUUUGGAUAUUCGUAUUCUGACUGGAGCGCAAUUUUUAACUGCUCUGGAGGACUAUUUCGACGAGAAUGUUACAAAAUAUGCAGACGAAGCACUGCAUGCCGGCGUCCCAUCUACCGUUACCGGAAUAUACCGAAGCGACCGCAAGCCAGAGAAGUCCAAACACCUGGAGGUUGGCACCACCCAUAUUUUCGUUCAGUUUGCGACUUCUGCGGAAGACACGUUUCGUCGAGACACCACAAUUAAUGCUUUACUUCACAAUGUGGACAGUCAGCAAAUAGAGAAUUAUAUGAUGAAGGGGCUGCAGGACCUGGUUGCUGGGAUCCUCCGCACCUCGUUGGACCCAUGUCAGACAUUCGUAGAUGACCCCCUCGGGAUAUUGCGGUCGGUCAGAUUUGCUAGCGGGCUUGGAUUUGAAAUUGAGGAGCCGCGGGAGUCGGUAAAAAAUCCCAAGAUUCAUGCAGAGUUUCAGCGAAAGUUAGCCGUGAGCGUGUUUGGGCGGAGGUUGAGAAGAUAA
Messenger RNA from Aspergillus tanneri, 684 nucleotides. RefSeq names its product CCA tRNA nucleotidyltransferase, mitochondrial. Gene Ontology annotation, molecular function: RNA binding; ATP:3'-cytidine-cytidine-tRNA adenylyltransferase activity. The transcript has 4 exons. The record is from RefSeq and is a predicted model, not a curated record. NCBI's taxonomy places the organism in Eukaryota, Fungi, Ascomycota, Eurotiomycetes, Eurotiales, Aspergillaceae. Gene Ontology annotation, biological process: tRNA 3'-terminal CCA addition. The coding region runs from base 1 to 684 and encodes 227 amino acids.